UGUGGGUUAAGAGGUAAAACGCAUGCUCUUUACCAGACACCGCAGUCAACGCGGGCUCAGUAAUGGAGGCUGCUUUGGAGGCCCUUAGAUCGGUCUCCGAUACAGAUCAAGCCAAAAAUGCUCUUUCUUUGAUACAAGUCUAUGUGAACAACAUAGUGAAAGAUCCAGUGAAUCCCAAAUACAGAAAAAUUCGAAUAAGCAAUCCAAAGUUUAACACAGUCAUCUGGCAGCUGGAACAAGCAAGGACAUUUUUGCUGUUUUCAGGAUUUGAGCAGGAAGGUGACUUUUUGGUUCUUCCAUCCUCUAUAAAACUAGAUGGAGCCAAGUUGUUGAUUGAUGAAGCUCUUGGUAUUUUACCAUCAAAUCAAACAAGUCAUGCUACCAGCGCUUCUUCAAAUACAAGUCAGGCUAGCAGUGUGCUCAAGCUUAAUACACAAAAAGACUCUAGUUUGUUUGAUCAAGAUGUGAAGGCAGAUCUUACCUUGCUCUCCUACAUGAAAGAAAUGGGUUAUGAUAUUGUUGUCGCAGAGAUUGCUUUAAUUGCGACUAAAAACAAGGGGAUUCAGCCAGCUAUUGAUUGGAUAAACCAGAAUCCUAAUAAAGCAACCUCAAUAAAGUUGCAGCAAUCAGGGACUAAAGUGGUAGCUACAGAUGUACUGCAAGGUGACGCACAUGGUGUCAGUCAGCACUCACUUGCAAGUAGCUCUUCACCUGCUCCCACACCGGUGCAAUCUAGAUUCCAAAAAACACUAGAUGAGAGGCACAAGUUUCAGGAAAGACUCAGGCUGGAGGCGAUUGAGGAGGCAAAGUAUGACAACAACCCCUUCACAUGUACAUUUAACUAGUGUCAUUUUCUUAGAUAUCGUUAUAAGUUUAAGCACAAAAGACUGACUCAUCCAUUCCUCCUCUAACCUAGUUUGGUGACCAGUACAUCCUGUAUCGUUCCUCAUGUUACAAGUGUAUGCUAUGUGUACGUUGUUGUGCUUGUUAAUUCCUACUAAAUUUCUCAUUUCCCAAACAUGUUGGGUAACAAUAAACAAGAGGGGAGAGUGGUAAGGGUCAGAUCACUUCCAGGUUUUGACUUACCAAGUUGAUUUAAGGUCAUUCCCCAGUAUAGGAGAAUCUUUGCUUACAAUAUUUGCCUCAUUACC
Orbicella faveolata is the source of this 1151-nucleotide messenger RNA. RefSeq lists its product as uncharacterized. Gene Ontology annotation, molecular function: protein binding. Lineage: Eukaryota; Metazoa; Cnidaria; Anthozoa; Scleractinia; Merulinidae. The record is from RefSeq and is a predicted model, not a curated record.